CACACCACCAAACCAUACCCACACAUGAAGGUGAGGCUAAUGAAUGAAACAAUUGACAUCCAUGUGAUAGCUUCUCUCUGUUUCAGUGUGUGUUGCUUUUUCAGCCUUCACUUCUCAACCCUUUUGUCUCUCUUUGAUAACCUAAGCUUUAAAACCUAAACCCCAAAAGUGGUUGUUUCAAUGGCUAAUCCAUUGUGCCCUCCACACUCUUCUUAUCUUACCAUUUCCUUGGACAAAGAUUUGUUUUAGAAAAUAUGACUGUUGCUGCUGCUGCUGUCUUUCGAAACUGAAAGUACACACUUUUCUUGGAUAUAAGUGAACCCAAGAUUCCAGGUUACAUAAAAAAGAUAUCGUUUUUUACUCCUUUACAAGUUUAUAUAUAUAUAUAUAAAAGGAUCUGCCGUUUCUAAAGGAUAUUAAGGUUUGUAAUUCAAGGGGUUCACCAUGCUAAAGCAAGCACCUAGUAGAAACCAGAGGUAUAAAGGGUUCAAAGUAAAGCAUGUGCUUCAAAUAUGUGCCUUGCUUGCAUUUUGCAUUUGGCUGUUCAACCAAGCUAGGAACAGUUACGAUAACAAGGGAAGUGGGAUUUUCCAAUCGGUGACAACCGAGCACAGCCAUGCAAUCGUAAAACUUGGGAGGAAAGACCUUGAUCCUCAAGGGGAAGGGUCAUCAUCUGCGGAUAUUAAUGAAGAAAUGGAAGAAGAGGUGGAGGAAGGUAAAGUCGAGGAAAGUGAAGAAGAUGGAAGAGGGGGUGGGGAUGAUGAGAUCGACGGACAUGAUCAAGAGAAAACAGAAGGGGAAGAAAGUGAGGAAGUUGAGGAUUUCAUUGAUGAAGAAGAUAAAGAUAAGGAAAACCAACUUGAAGAUUUGAGUUUAUUGGAAGAUCAAUCCAUGAGAAGUUGAUGAGCAGCACAAGAUUGAAGAAGAUGAUGAGUUAUUGAGAAACUUGGUGGCUUACCAUCUUAGCUCUCUCACUAACACCAAGUGAGAAACUAGGUGUUAGUAAGAAUUGGGUCUUUAGAUUCUUCAUAGGAACUGUACAAAGUGUUUUAGCAUUAACCCAUCACUGUUAAAGAAAUAUGUCAAAGAUUGGCAAUGACUAGGAAGAAAACAAACCAUAUUUGGAGUUGUAUCAAAAAGAUUAUAUAACUUGUAACAGUAUCAGUUCAAUGCAUGCAUCCUUAUAAGAAUCAAUGCAUGUAUCAAUCUAGUUUUUAAACAGCUCUUUAUCAGUAA
Gossypium raimondii (Peruvian cotton) is the source of this 1236-nucleotide messenger RNA. RefSeq lists its product as uncharacterized. The transcript is spliced from 2 exons. Bases 445 to 903 code for a protein of 152 amino acids. NCBI's taxonomy places the organism in Eukaryota, Viridiplantae, Streptophyta, Magnoliopsida, Malvales, Malvaceae. The record is from RefSeq and is a predicted model, not a curated record.